AUGCUGCUGCCGGUGCUGCUGUUGCUGCUGUUGCCGCGCACCUGCGAGUGGGGCCUCGCGGCUGGCGGGUCGACCGAUGAGACGAGCAUCGACGACGCAAAGCGCCUCAAAAAGGAUUAUCGCCGGCUCAAGAAACAGGAGGGGGCGGUGAGACUCGUCGGGGGCAAGAGGGGCACCUUCGAAGGUAACGUGGAAAUCCUGCACAAAAAUCGCUGGGGCAACGUAUGCGACGACGAGUGGGACGACCUGGAGGCGAGGGUCGUUUGCAGACAGCUCGGCUACGAGGACACCCAGGCACGGGCCACCGGCAACGCUCGCUUCGGCCAGGCAAGAAGGCGCUACUGGAUGGACAACGUGCUGUGCGACGGCUCGGAGGCCCAGCUGGCAAAGUGCCGGUUCGACGGCUGGGGCAGGACGGACUGCAAAGCCGGCGAGGCAGCCGGGGUGACGUGCAUCCAGGCGAAGAACGAUGGGAGAACGAUUGCCCCCGAGCGCAGGAAGAGCAAGAUCAGAGACACCCACCGGCGGGGGAUCGCCCUUCGGCUUGCCGGCACUCGCCAAGGACGCCUCGAGCUCAAACUCGAGGACUCGGAGUGGGGAGUCGUGUGCGGGGACGGAUGGUCGCUCCUGGAGGCGGGGGUCGUGUGCCGGCAGCUGGGCCUCGGGUACGCCAGCCAGGCUUACCAGACCAGGUUGUCCGAGGAGGAGAGGCUCCCCAUGGCCGUCAGUGGGAUCACGUGCCACGGCGACGAGAGGAACAUAGCCGAGUGCCUCCACGACCUUGUCCUCAGCUGCCCAGGAGCGAGGGAGAACGUGGCAGGGGUGUCGUGCGCGGAGCGUCUGGCCGACCUGGUGCUGGACCACUGGGAGCUCGAGAGGACGGCCCACCUGGAGGACCGGCCCCUGUACUGGCUGCAGUGCGCCAUGGAGGAGAACUGCGUGGCCUCGCAGGCUUACGAGCUGCGGCGCGAGAACGGACACGACUGGCGCCGGCUGAGCCGUAGAUUGCUCAGGUUCACCGCGAGGAUACUCAACGCCGGGACCGCCGAUUUUCGGCCCUCCGUGCCCAAGCACCUCUGGGAGUGGCACAUGUGUCACAUGCACUAUCACUCGAUGGAGGUGUUCGCGACGUUCGACGUGAUUGAUUCUAGCGGCAAACGCGUGGCCGAGGGUCACAAGGCUUCCUUCUGCCUCGAGGACAACCAGUGUCUGCCGGGACUGAAGCCCAGUUACAAGUGCGCCAAUUACGGGGACCAGGGCAUAUCCGUCAACUGCAGCGACAUUUACCGGUACAACAUAGACUGCCAGUGGGUCGACAUUUCGGAGCUCGCCCCUGGCUCUUACACGUUCAAGGUCGCCGUGAACCCGGAGCUCAAGGUGGGAGAGAUGUCGUUUGACAACAACGCCGCCACGUGCAAACUACUUUACACCGAAACAUUUGCCAAAGUCCACGGCUGCGUCAUGGGCAGGCCCUGA
Molecule: messenger RNA, 1476 nt
Organism: Copidosoma floridanum
Lineage: Eukaryota; Metazoa; Arthropoda; Insecta; Hymenoptera; Encyrtidae
Product: Lysyl oxidase-like 2
Biological process (GO): peptidyl-lysine oxidation
Cellular component (GO): membrane
Molecular function (GO): protein-lysine 6-oxidase activity; copper ion binding
Source: RefSeq, a predicted model, not a curated record